ACACUAAGAAGACCGUGUGGAAAGCCAUCUCUUAGGGCUGAGGCGCCCGAACCCCGGGCUCUGAGUCUUGACGCAGCUUGGCUACAGGGACCAAGACGAGGACAAGAGGUGCUUACGCGAACGCGAGGUGGCGGCUACACCCACCGACCAGUAAGACCAUGUUGCGCGGCAAGUCCCGGCUCAAUGUGGAGUGGCUGGGCUACUCGCCCGGCCUGCUCGUUGAGCAGAGACAACUCCUGGCAGCGCGCACUCCUCGGAGCCCCCGCCGAACUGAAAGUUCAUUAGCAUCUACCCUGAAGACGCUCCUGUUCUUCACAGCUUUAAUGAUCACUGUUCCUAUUGGGUUGUAUUUCACGACUAAAUCUUAUAUAUUUGAAGGUGCCCUUGGGAUGUCCAAUAGGGACAGCUAUUUUUAUGCUGCUAUUGUUGCAGUGGUUGCUGUCCAUGUGGUGCUGGCUCUGUUUGUGUACGUGGCCUGGAAUGAAGGCUCACGACAAUGGCGUGAAGGAAAACAGGAUUAAAGUGAAUGUCACCUUUUGAUAGCAUUAAAUUGAUCUUUUCAAAAUGGCAAAUGCUGGGGGAAGGGGACAUUGCUGAUUUGAAUAAAGUUGAAAAAACAUGUUAAAA
Messenger RNA from Otolemur garnettii (small-eared galago), 627 nucleotides. It is a transcript of the gene VMA21, whose product is annotated as VMA21, vacuolar ATPase assembly factor. NCBI's taxonomy places the organism in Eukaryota, Metazoa, Chordata, Mammalia, Primates, Galagidae. Gene Ontology annotation, biological process: vacuolar proton-transporting V-type ATPase complex assembly. The record is from RefSeq and is a predicted model, not a curated record. Gene Ontology annotation, cellular component: endoplasmic reticulum membrane. The coding region runs from base 159 to 521 and encodes 120 amino acids. The transcript is spliced from 4 exons.